AUGGAUAGAAAAGCGCACAGAGCGGGCGAGCGCCGGGCUGCAGGCAGGACAGAUGGGCGCGGAGGUUGGGAACGCGGCGCGGACGGGCUGGCGGCGGGGUCGCGGCGCGACUCUGUCGAUGACAGCUGGUCGAGCCUAUCGAGCAACUCGCAGGAGGCGCCAUUGGAGCACGAGGUGCGGAGCGGCGGACGGAUUGUGGAGCCGGGCAGCGACUUGCCGCCACAUAUGAAGCACAGUCGCGGGUUGCAUCACGCGAGCUUUGCGCGCGUGAGCCAGCACCCGAGCUCGCCGCUGGCAAAGCAGCUGCGGCCUGUGCGUAACGUGACCAUGCAGUCUGCCGCUGAGGACGACGAUGCGCGGGCCACAGGCGCGCCUCCGCCAAUACGGCGCAUACCAUCGCGCGCAGGCUCGUUUUUUAAGCGCCUGACCGGCCGCAAGAGCUCCAUCAAUGGCUCGGAGACUUCCGCGGCGGCUGAUGCGGACGUCGCGGCGGCGCCGUCUUCGCUGCGGCGUAAGGUGAACACAUUCAUCCAUGGAAAUGAAGCCAGGCGAGACAGUAAGGGCACAAUAUCGACGUCUUCAGCGGACAGUAGGCGUGGGUCGACGGCCAGCGGCGGGAGUGCGUCGAUAAUUCAGCUUCCUGACGGACAGAGGCUCUCGUUGCAGGAAUACAAGCCUGUGUCGCCCACUACCACUGCCCUUUCUAGCGCAUCGAGCGCUGCUGCCCAGCAAGGCGGUGACAGGAGCACUGGCUCUCCUGUGCAUGUGCCGUGGGAUAAUGCGGAGGCUUCCAACGAGCACGAGUCGGGCGUAAACACAACAUUCUUUAAUUUAGACAUGGACCUGAACAACCUCUCUGACAUAACGAGUGCCUAUCAGCAACAGACUGAGACCACUACGAAUGCCAAUCUGGAGGUAAAUAUGGCAAACGCCGGCAAGCCUGUUGUGCACAUGCCGCGGCCACAGAAGCUUCCUGCGAGGGAAGUUCGCCAUACCAAGGGAGCUGCGCAGUGGACGGCUCCGGAGUCAUGGGAUGUUGAUGACCCCGUUAUCAAGCCAUCGAAACAAAAACAGAAGUGCCACAAUCCAGCCCAUCGGCACCAUCGGCACCACUACAGUCCUCGUUCGGAUAUGACCGGAACGUCUGGCGAUAACAAUCGCUUGUCCGCAGAUCCAAACCGGUAUUCAAAUCUGGAGGACUCACCCAAUCAUAGCCGUUUGACAGCAGCCUUUUCUCGAUCUCCAAUCCACAGGGAUAUGUCUCCGCUUAGUAUCAUGAGUUCUGAUAGCAUUGUAUCCAGUAACUCAGAUUCCUGUAGCUUUUCCGUCGUGAGUAACCCGGAAGACACGCCAAAAGACAUCACACAUCCAGACAAUGCUUCCACCUCUUCGAUCCAUGCACAAGAACUUGAAAAUAAUGAUAUUGAGGAUGAUAAACUGCAGCAUCAUUUAGAGAAGUACUACAAUCACUUUAGUGAUAUUGACUAUCACAAAAAAUACACGAUCCGUAUUUUUAAUACGGACGAUACUUUUACAACGCUAUCAUGUAGGCCGGAGACUACUGUAAAGGAAAUGAUACCCCAGAUAAAGCGGAAAUUUAACGUGCCCCCAGGUAACUACCAGGUUUCCCUUAAAGUCGGUAAGUUGUCAAAGGUAUUGAGGCCAACAGCGAAGCCAAUCUUAAUUCAAAUACGACUCCUGUUAUUCAAUGGUUAUAAGAAGACAGAUCGUUUAAACAUUAUGGGCAUAGAAGACUUGAGUUUUGUCUUCAGUUUUGUCUUCCACCCCGUUAUUACAUCACAGUUAACAUAUGAACAAGAGCAAAGGCUCAGUAAAGGUGAGUUCGUUCAUGUUGACCUGCGUAACAUGGACCUUACGAUUCCGCCGAUUAUUUUUUAUCAACAUACGUCUGACAUUGAGAGUCUCGAUGUAUCCAAUAAUGCCAAUAUAUUCCUGCCUUUGGAUUUCAUCGAGAGUGUGAUUAAGCUUUCCAGUUUACGAAUGGUCAAUAUUAGAGCGUCCCGAUUUCCUUCAAAUAUCUGUGAGGCAACAAAGCUGAUCACCCUUGAUUUGGAAAGGAACUUUAUUAAAAGGGUACCGGACCAGAUGUCUAAGCUUACAAAUUUAACAAUUUUGAAUCUAAGGUGCAAUGAAUUGGACAGGCUACCAAGGGGGUUUAAAGACUUAAAAAGUCUUCAACUACUCGAUAUUUCUUCUAAUAAGUUUAAUAUCUACCCCGAGGUUAUUAAUUCAUGUACAAACUUGCUGCAGCUAGACUUGUCCUAUAACAAGAUUAGAUCCUUACCGGAUAGUAUGAAUCAGCUGCAAAAACUAGCCAAAAUUAACCUAUCGAACAACCGCAUAACACAUGUCAAUGAUCUUUCGAAAAUGACUUCUCUGCGGACCUUGGACUUGAGAUAUAAUAGAAUUGAGUCUAUAAAAUGUCGGGUACCAAACCUCCAGAAUCUUUUCCUGACCGAAAAUAGACUCACAAUGUUUGAUGAUGACCAGCUGAUGCUUAGAACACUAGAAUUGCAGAGAAAUCCAUUAUCGAUACUCACUUUGAAGAACGACUACUUGGAACAUUUGACAAGUUUAUCUAUAAGCAAAGCAAAGUUAGCGGUUUUACCUGAGAGCUUGCUAAGGCGGCUACCACGUUUAGAGAAACUGGAAUUAAGUGAAAAUAGCUUGACUGUUCUGCCUCCAGAUAUCAAGCACCUGAAGAAGUUAGUUCAUCUCUCAGUGGCCAAAAAUAAACUGGAAUCACUUCCAGACGAAAUCGCUUCUCUAAAAAACCUUAAGAUGCUUGACUUACAUUGUAAUAAUUUGAUGACAUUGCCUGCUGCUCUAUCAACACUCAGUUUGACUUUUGUGAACAUUUCUUCAAAUAUGUUAUCUGGGCAUCAUGAAUUGUAUCGCACCUUCCAAGGAACUUCAAAUAUUGCAAAAUCAUUGAUGUUUUUAAGCGCUGCAGACAACCAGAUGGGUGAUAAAUUCUGGGAGAUAUUCAAUACUUUUAAGACGUUGAAAGUUUUAAACCUGUCAUAUAACAACUUUAUGGCCCUGCCAGAACUUGAGAUGGAGAAUUUAACUGAACUCUACUUAUCGGGUAAUCAUUUAACAACGCUCUCUGGUGAAGCUUUCUUAAAGCUCAAAUCACUUAGAGUUCUCAUGCUGAAUGCUAAUAAUUUGCAGUCCCUGCCAGCAGAGAUCUCGCAACUCUCGCAACUCUCCGUCAUUGAUGUCGGUUCGAAUCAGCUCAAGUACAAUAUAUCCAACUACCAUUAUGACUGGAAUUGGAGACAGAACACCGAGCUAAAGUACCUAAACUUCUCCGGUAACACUAGAUUUGAAAUCAAAAGUGCUAUGGAGUAUGGAACCAAUAUGCAUUUAUCUGACCUUACUGUCUUGAAACAGCUCAGAGUUUUAGGCUUAAUGGAUGUGACCCUAAACACUUCGCGAGUCCCUGAUGAUGGGGUCAACUUCAGAUUAAGAACAAUGGGUUCUACAAUCAAUGGUAUGGAGUAUGGUGUAGCGGACUCGUUGGGGCAGACAGAUUCUGUUUCAACCAGAGACGUCACUUUUGAACGUUUCAGGGGAAAUGAAGAUGAGUGUCUGAUUUGUUUGUAUGAUGGAAUUAACGAUAAUACAAACACAGGCCAUAAAAUAUCACAGGUCAUAAGAGAUAUAUAUGAUCGCAUAUUAGUGCGGUCUUUGGAGAAAUAUGGUGACUCAACGCCAGCCGAAAUUCGCGAUGCCCUACGCUUCAGUUUCCUGCAACUAAACAAAGAAAUUAAUUCCUCGAUACUUGCUGCUGGUAAUAACAAGAAUAGUAACGGUAACACUAAUAAUAAUAAUAACACUAAUAAUAAUAAUAAUAAUGGAAAUAAUAAUACUAAUUCAAAUGGUGAAUCUGUCGUCUUAACUGCCGCCGAUUCAUUGAGUGGCGCGUCGGUCACAGUUGUAUUCAUGAAGGGCAAAAAUAUCUAUACUGCCAACAUCGGAAACGCAACGGCUAUUCUCUCUAAGGGCAACGCUGAUUAUCGUAUUCUAACACGCAAACACGUUCCUACUGAUACUGAAGAGUUUGAAAGAAUCCGAUUAUCCGGAGGAUAUGUCGACAAUAAGAGGGUGAAUGGAGUAUCCGAAAUAUCCAGAGCAAUAGGAUUUUUUGAUCUCUUACCACAUAUUCACGCCUCACCUGAUAUUAGUGAGACCACCUUAACAUAUACGGACGAUAUGUUGGUAAUAGCGACCCAGAGUUUACUAUCUUAUGUCAGUCUGGAAAAAAUAUGCGAUAUUGCUAGGGAAAACAAGUCUCAACCAAUGCUAGCAGCCGAAAGAAUGAAGGAUUAUGCGAUUGCAUAUGGAUGUACGGAUAAUAUAACCAUACUGUGCGUUUCAUUUAAUAAAAAUGUUGGCAAGCAGAAACAAUUCUCUCUGAACAAAAGCGAUCUACUGGGUCGGCGUCUAAACUUUGAAGAUGUUUCACUGCGCAGAUUGCGCCCAGAAAUUGCCCCACCAACUGGACAUCUGGCAAUCGUAUUCACAGAUAUUAAAAACUCAACAUUCCUUUGGGAACUAUUCCCCAACGCAAUGCGUGUGGCAAUAAAAGCUCAUAACGACAUUAUGCGUAGAACACUUCGAAUAUUUGGUGGAUACGAAGUCAAGACCGAAGGUGAUGCUUUUAUGGUUGCUUUCCCAACGCCUACCAGUGCUCUGGUAUGGUGCUUAACGAUUCAACUUAAACUACUGGAGCUUGAUUGGCCAGAGGAGAUCACAUCCAUCAAAUCCGGCUGUAUGAUUACAGAUGACAGCGGAAAUACAAUAUACCAGGGUCUCUCUGUUCGUAUGGGCAUCCACUGGGGAUGUCCUGUGCCGGAGGUGGAUAUAGUGACGCAGAGAAUGGAUUACCUUGGUCCUAUGGUCAACAAGGCAGCUAGAGUGUCAGCAACCGCUGAUGGUGGCCAGAUUACACUGAGCAGCGACUUCCUAGCGGAAUUAAACAAAAUAAUGAAACUCCACCACAUGGUCGUACAGGAUAAAAAGCCACUGAAGGAGGUGUAUGGUGAAGAAUUCGUGGGCGAAGUUUUAGAGCGUGAGAUCCAAAUGUUAGAUAACGUUGGAUUGGUUCUGGAAGAACUGGGGGAGCAGAAGUUAAAGGGUCUGGAAACUCGGGAAUUCAUAACUAUUGCGUAUCCCAAGCAAUUGGCAGCUAGACAUACCAUGUCCACAGGGGAGAAAAGCACCAACAUUGUCAACGAUAAAUAUGUUCUCCAAUUGAAAGUAAUUUCCACAACUUUGGAGAAUAUUCUUUCAACUGUUAACGGCGGUCUGAUCGAAAUCGACAAUAGUGUCCUACAACUACCAACACAUAUGACUCGUGAUAAAAAGGUUGAUAAAGCGCUGAGCCAGAACACGGAAUACGAUUGGAUAUCCUUGUUGGAUCAUCUUGUCACUAGGCUGGAGUCUACGGUAGCAAUGCUGCAGCUGCGGCAGCGAUUGGAGGGUGGCUUGGAGAUCUGUCGACCAGGUAACAAUACGAAAAAAUCAGUAUUCGAGCUGCUGGAUCUGCUGUGCACUGGAACAGGUUUCAAGCGAGAUACGCCGUCUGAAAAUAAAUAA
Molecule: messenger RNA, 5625 nt
Organism: Eremothecium gossypii ATCC 10895
Lineage: Eukaryota; Fungi; Ascomycota; Saccharomycetes; Saccharomycetales; Saccharomycetaceae
Gene: CYR1
Product: adenylate cyclase
Exons: 1
Coding region: 1-5625 (1874 amino acids)
Biological process (GO): cyclic nucleotide biosynthetic process; intracellular signal transduction
Molecular function (GO): protein binding
Source: RefSeq, marked provisional